This is a messenger RNA of Diversispora eburnea, 1845 nucleotides long. The record is from the annotation of a GenBank genome assembly. Lineage: Eukaryota; Fungi; Glomeromycota; Glomeromycetes; Diversisporales; Diversisporaceae.
AUGUGUGAAGCAAAUGCAAAAGCUGGCACAUGGAAUUCCUUGGAACCAAGUUUGAGUCCUUUCGUUUUGGAAAGUUUGGCAACAAUGGGUUUUUCUGAAAUGACACCAGUACAAGCGAGCACUAUUCCAUUAUUUAUGAAAAAUAAGGAUGUAGUUGUUGAGGCUGUAACGGGUUCGGGUAAAACACUUGCAUUUGUUAUUCCUAUAAUCGAGAAAUUGGUUUGCCGAGAGAAACAAUUGAAAAAGAAUGAAAUAGGGGCUUUGGUCUUAACUCCCACGAGAGAAUUGGCACAACAGAUAUAUGACGUGUUUACUAUCUUCCUUCAUGAUUCCAACGUGACUUUACUAAAACAUUUACUUAUAACUGGAGGUAAUACUUCUGUUCAUGAAGAUAUUAAACAAUUUAAAGAAUUAGGACCAGAUAUAUUAAUUGGAACUCCUGGAAGAUUACAUGAAUUAAUUGUUGGUCGAGGAAAUGAUAAAAGUUUGGUGAAUACCAAGGCAUUGGAAAUUUUGGUGUUAGAUGAAGCUGAUAGAUUAUUGGAUAUGGGUUUUUCACAAAAAUUAAAUAAUAUCAUAGCUCAUUUACCUAAACAAAGGAGAACUGGAUUAUUUUCAGCGACAAUGACUGAUGGACUCACUGAAGUUGUUCGUGCUGGAUUAAGAAAUCCAGUAAAAGUGGUAGUCAAAGUAGAGAAUAUUAUAUCUAAAAAUGAACAACGUACUCCUGCUUCGCUUCACAUCGGAUGUAUUAUUUGUGAACCAAAUCAAAAAUUGUCUCAAUUAUUACGGAUAAUAUCACGAGAGAAAAUUGCAAAAAAAUAUAUUGUGUAUUUUGCAACCUGUGCAUGUGUUGAUUAUUUCUAUAAGAUUUUGUCAAAAUUACCGCAAUUAAAUGGAACAUCUAUUUAUUCCCUUCAUGGCCAAAUGGUUACUAAACGAAGAACAGCUACUUAUCAGGCAUUUGUCAAUCUUUCACCAAAAUCAGCUGCAUUAUUAUUAUGUACCGAUGUUGCAGCACGAGGAUUAGAUGUUCCUGAUAUAGAUUGCGUAAUACAAAUGGAUCCACCCCAGGAUCCUAAAGCUUUUGCCCAUCGAUGUGGUAGAACUGCAAGAGCGGGAAAAGAAGGAAAAGCAUAUUUAUUGCUAGGAAGUGGAUGUGAGGAAGUUUAUGUUGAUUUUUUGAAAAUUCGUAAAAUUCCUUUGAGGUUACAACAAUAUCUUCUACCUGAUGGUACCGAAUUCACCACAACCAAGUCUUCAUCCUUUUCAUCCUCUUCAUUUGCAGAUAAUGAUGAUGAUUCUCUAAUACCCAUCGUUGAUAAUGAAAAUGAUAUUCUUUUAAAUCAAAUUCGAAACAUUGUUUUGACGGAUCGUGAUUUAUAUGAUAAAGGCAUCAAAGCUUUUGUUUCAUACAUCCGUUUUUAUUCUAAACAUGAAGCAAGUUAUAUCUUUCGAUCGAAGGAUCUUGAUUUGGGAAAAGUAGCGAAGGGAUUUUGUUUAUUACGGUUACCUAAAAUGCCAGAAUUAAAAGCUACUAAAAUAAAUUUUGAAGAAAUUUCCGUUGAUAUGGAUCGAUAUAAAUAUGCAGACAAGGAACGUGAAAAAAAGAGAUUGUUAAAAUUGGUAGAAGAAAAGGAAAGAAAGAAUAAUAAUAAUUUCGUAGAAUUAAGAAAAAUACGAAAAGUUCCAAAAGAAAUUAUUAUUGAUGAAUGGGAAGAAUUACAAAAAGAGAAAAAACUAAAGAAAAAGUUGAAAUUGGGAAAAAUUAAUCAAGGAAAAUUUGAUCAAGAAAUGAAAUUAAUAACAGAAAAUGAAGUUAUAAUGGAAGAUAAUGAUUUGUAG